AUGGAGCUGGGCGUGGGCUCUACACUCAUCCCCUCAGCUCUCUGUGGAAGCACAUUGUUCAGCGCGGGCUCAUUUUACCCAGAACCAAUGAAUACCUUGGUGCAUUUUAGCUACUGAAAACUGAACACUUUAUCGGAGAGAAUAGGGCGCAGAUAUCUGAAGACGGUGGGAACCAGACCAAGAACAUUUUGUUUCCUUCUCAUUAACGUUACAGCUGAGAGGCGACAGAGUUGAAAGAUUUUUUUUCUUCUCCGGUAGACGAAACGUCGCGUUUGUCGCUAAUUAGACCUCUGCUUGUUCAGUGGUGUGUGUGUGUGUGUGUGUGUGUGUGUGUGUGUGUGUGUGUGUGUGGCAGCGGCAAAGAUGACGGAGUAUAAGCUGGUGGUGGUGGGCGCUGGAGGCGUGGGGAAGAGUGCACUCACCAUCCAACUCAUCCAGAACCACUUUGUGGAUGAAUAUGACCCCACCAUAGAGGACUCGUACAGGAAACAGGUUGUGAUUGAUGGGGAGACCUGCCUGCUGGACAUCCUGGACACUGCAGGUCAAGAGGAGUACAGCGCCAUGAGGGAUCAGUACAUGAGGACAGGGGAGGGUUUCCUCUGCGUCUUUGCCAUCAACAACACCAAGUCUUUUGAGGAUAUUCAUCAGUACAGAGAACAGAUUAAACGUGUAAAGGACUCAGACGAUGUUCCCAUGGUGCUCGUGGGAAACAAAUGUGACCUCCCGGCACGCACGGUGGACACAAGGCAAGCCCAGGAACUCGCCCGCUCCUACGGCAUCCCUUACAUCGAGACCUCUGCCAAGACACGACAGGGAGUGGAGGACGCUUUCUACACACUGGUUAGGGAGAUCAGACAGCAUAAGCUGAGGAAGCUGAACCCACCUGAUGAGAGCGGUCAGGACUGUAUGAGCUGUCGCUGUGUGGUAUCGUGAUGCAGCUGACUGUUGCACAUUGAGGAGAAACGCUACAGCGCGUAGUGGCAGCAUGGACUUAAAGAUAGAAAGAUAAAACAACUCAAUGAUGAAAUAUAAACUUUUUUUCAAAAAAGAGGAUGAUUGAAGCAAAAGCUCUCAAGGAAACCACCAGAGCUGACUGAACCAUAGACCUUUUAUGGAAAGGCGGAUUUGGACUGUUGCCUAAGUGGCUACCCGAACUAGCCUGGUCUGGUCCCUUUUUUUUUUUUUUGGUCCACAUGUUGACCUGUGAGCAACACCACUAAUGACUCUUUGUCAAUUCCAGUGUGGUCUCGCUGGGUAGCUUCACAGGUUUCCUGCUAACUUAUUGUUUUCAGUCUCAACACUGGUCUUAAAAGGGUGUCUCUGACCUCCUUCCACCUUGAAAGCCUAAUUCCACUCCCGCUGCCUGCACUCUGGAAGGACUGACUGAUUUAAAUGGAAAGGACUGGAAUGGACAUUUAGUUACCCAAACACCUCUCACAUAUGUAACCCACCAUCCCACUCUACAUGCCUUUGGUUUCCCUGGAAUGGCUGUGUAGUCCCACCAUUAUACUGGAUACAGGGGGUGGAGGCUGGCAUGGGAAUGACUAAUUUGUCGUUGUUGUUUAACAGAUAGCCUAGCUGUAAAAAAUGAUUUUGUUUUUGAUAUAGAAAAAAAAUGUGUUUGCAGAAUUUGAAAGUCACUGAGCAAUAUGUGAGCAAGGGUGUUUAUUUCAGAUGGCACCUGGUGUGACAUUUUUCAUGACCUGCCUGAUGUAGUUGGAAUUCCUUUUGGGAUAGAAAUGUUGAAUGGAUAUAAAGAUAGAUGAAUUUCUCCUUUACAGAUGUUUCUUUGCUAAGAGUUGUCUUUGUGGAAUAAUAAUAAUAAUAAUAGUAAUGGCUAGUGUACUUAAGUUUUGGUGCAAUAGGAUUCUUUACUGUCCACAAAGUAUUGGGAAUAAACCACCUCUCAUGGAUACUUAUUUUCCUGUUUUACUUUGGUUUAGGAAGGAGAGGUACUGUGCAUGAAAAUGUAGCUGUUGUCAUCUUUCCAGCUGGAGUAGUUGCCUGUAGAAUAGGAGGACAACCCUACGCUUGAACAGUUAUAAAUUGACAAUGUUAUGGUUUUAGAAAAAAUGACAACCAGUUUAUUUUUUCUUACAUUUCAUUUCAGUAACUGUAUGGUGUACAACUCUUAUUUACUACAUGGUGAUAAUAGCAUGGUGAUAACAGCUGUUUUUUGAUUGCAAAAAUCACUCCUUGUGGAUGAUAAGGCUCAGGAAUCAGGGUCCAGGAAGGUCUCACUUUCCAGGAAGCAGUCCUGGAAACCAGGAUUGAGGAUGCCACCAGUUAGCUUUGCAGAGUGUAAUGCACAAGUCCUGCCUCAGAGUCAAACUUCAGUUUUUCCACACACCGUACUAUCCUCAAACUGCUCCUCUUUGUCUGCCACCUCAGCUCUACAAUAGAACAAUAACAGGUCAGGUGCUAAUCAUGUCAUAACCAUAUUUACUGUACAUGUGGGACUAUUGUGUGUAAUAGGAGAUGGAUAUUGGGUUAUGGGAGUGCAUUGCUUUUUUUCUUAAUACUGACUAGCUUGUGUUCAACACAACUGCAUUAAUUUGCUGAGAAAAAGACUGCUCUAUGUUUACUUUGCCUUAUCUGUUAGCUAGUUUGUACCUCGUGUAUACAGCAAGCUCUACCUGAGACGAUUGUGUGUUCUGUUGGCUGCAUUGUUUUGUUCGUUUGAUUAUGUGUGCAACAAACAAAAAAUAUAGAAGUGUGUUGAGUUUAGACUUGCGCUGUAUAGAAUUUGAAAGACAAGUCCCUGAAAACACUACACUGAUUUUUUUGGGGGGGGGGUUCUGUAAUGGCAUGUGCAUCUGAAUGUGAUCCAUUUAAUCUAACGAGUGGAAAAACAACAAAGAAUUCUUUAGACAAAAGCCCAGUAUAAGCCAAGUUGUCUUGCACCCACGUUCACGUCCCAUGUACUUUUGGUCCAGAUUGUACUUUUAACAGUUCAGAGAAUUGGUCAUGUAUGAUAAUGUAUGGAGUUCCAGACACUACAGGCAGGUUUUGGCAUCAAGCUUCAGAUGCAAACCUCAAAGACAUCUAAAACCUCUUCCAUGAAAGACGUCAAAUGUUAUUUUGUAAUCGUCUCCUUUCAAGGUUUUUUUUUUCUGCCCUAAUUGAUUUUGUACAGUUAAAGUUACUCUUUUUACGUCAUAUGGUAGUGGUCAAUUUGUUUUUAUCAGUUAACUGUUCAUUUCUCUGCUUGGAGGAAGGAUAUGAACUGUGAAUGUGUUUGAGUCUUUAGAUAUUGUUUGAAAGAAGCCUCGUGUUUAAAAUUUACAAUAUUGAAAUAAUGCAGGAGUUGAUCCUCGGUCCCACUUCUGGCUGUGUUGUAACUUUUAUUUUUUACCCAUUGUACUUUUAAUGGAAAAAGAGUGUGGCGUUUGUAACAUGUAAUUACAGUCCUAAUAGUAUGCUUGUCCUCUCCCAGUCAAUCUUUAAACAGUACAUCCAUGAUAAUAUUACCAUAGAAUUCCACAAAUCUAUGUAUUCAGAUUCCCACUGCAUUAGAAUAUCAACGUCAUGUUGCCACAGCGAUACUCCAGCCAGCAAACCACAAGCAUACAUGUCAGAAAACCUGCCGAGCAUGACAAAGACUGUAUGGACCACUGGGAGUUUUGCACAAGGAUACAGUGGGCUCAAGGGCUUGUUUCUCCCUUGCAAACUGUGGAACGGAGGUGUGGAAGGAAUUUGUGAAAAUGUUAACUGUUUAGCUAUUUAAAAUGUAUUUACUCUUUGAAAAUGUGGCAAAUGUAUUGCAGGACAGGAAUAAAGAUGUCAAGAUGAAA
Molecule: messenger RNA, 3794 nt
Organism: Siniperca chuatsi (mandarin fish)
Lineage: Eukaryota; Metazoa; Chordata; Actinopteri; Centrarchiformes; Sinipercidae
Product: GTPase HRas
Exons: 6
Coding region: 364-933 (189 amino acids)
Biological process (GO): Ras protein signal transduction
Cellular component (GO): plasma membrane
Molecular function (GO): GTPase activity; GDP binding; GTP binding
Source: RefSeq, a predicted model, not a curated record